This is a messenger RNA of Merops nubicus (carmine bee-eater), 900 nucleotides long. RefSeq names its product astrotactin-2-like. The annotation marks the transcript as partial. Gene Ontology annotation, biological process: neuron cell-cell adhesion; neuron migration. Lineage: Eukaryota; Metazoa; Chordata; Aves; Coraciiformes; Meropidae. The record is from RefSeq and is a predicted model, not a curated record. The transcript has 4 exons.
GAGAAUCCUUGAGCUUUGCAGAUGAUUUGCUCUCUGGCCUGGCAACGUCCUGUGUGGCAGCGGGUAGGAGCCAUGGAGAUGUCCCUGACACCAGCCUCUAUUCAGUCAUUUUCAAGUGCCUGGAACCAGACGGUCUGUACAAGUUUACCCUCUACGCAGUGGACACACGAGGGAGACACUCGGAGCUGAGCACGGUCACCCUGAGGACAGCCUGCCCACUGGUAGAUGACAGCAAGGCAGAAGAGAUAGCUGACAAAAUCUACAACCUCUACAAUGGCUACACCAGUGGGAAGGAGCAGCAGACAGCCUAUAACACACUGAUGGAGGUCUCUGCUUCCAUGAUCUUCCGAGUCCAGCACCACUACAACUCACACUACGAGAAGUUUGGAGACUUCGUCUGGCGCAGUGAGGACGAGCUGGGGCCCAGGAAGGCACAUCUGAUCCUGAGGAGGCUGGAGAAGGUCAGCGGGCACUGCUCCACGCUGCUGCGCAGCGCCUACAUCCAGAGCCGCACCGAGACCAUGCCCUACCUGUUCUGCCGCAGCGAGGAGCCCCGCCCGCCCGGCGUGCUCUGGUACAGCAUCCUGAGGGACACCAGGGUCACCUGCGAGGAGAAGAUGGUCUCCAUGCUGCGCAACACCUACGGGGAGUCCAAGGGGCGGUGAGGGACGGUGCGGGCCUGGAGCUGUGGGAGGCGAAGGGACUCCGAGGAGUCGAGGACUCGUGAGGAGCUGAGCGGCUCGGUGGGGUUCGGGGUCGGGUGGUGGUCGGAGGGAGUGGAAGGGGACAGCGAGGCCAAACGGGACUUUCUCCUGCAGAUGGCAGAGAAACAAGGAAUCAGCAAGUUGGACUUUUUGUUUCUUUUCCUUUUUUUUUUUUUUUUUAAUUUUUCAAGAGGAA